Esox lucius (northern pike) is the source of this 1783-nucleotide messenger RNA. It is a transcript of the gene arr3a, whose product is annotated as arrestin 3a, retinal (X-arrestin). Gene Ontology annotation, biological process: G protein-coupled receptor internalization; signal transduction; visual perception. Lineage: Eukaryota; Metazoa; Chordata; Actinopteri; Esociformes; Esocidae. Gene Ontology annotation, molecular function: G protein-coupled receptor binding. The record is from RefSeq and is a predicted model, not a curated record. The transcript has 16 exons. The coding region runs from base 151 to 1236 and encodes 361 amino acids.
GUAAGUGGAAGGAGGGGGCAGAGGUCUAGGUAUAAAUGGUGAUGUCAACAGUCAGAGAGUGUACUCUGAUCGCAGAACACUAGCAAGGAACUUGAGCAUCGGUGGGGCUUUGAUAGCUUUCGGAAAAGGUACUCCUGACAUUGCUGAAAAAUGGCGAAGGUUUACAAGAAAACCUCUGGAAAUGGUGCUCUUACCCUUUACCUGGGGAAGAGGGAUUAUGUUGAUCAUGUUCAGCAAGUAGACCCUGUUGAGGGUGUGGUAAAAAUUGAUCCUUCAGAACUCGGAGGCAAGAAAGUCUUUGUGCAGUUGUGUUGUGCCUUCCGUUAUGGCCGAGAGGACCUGGAUGUCAUCGGGCUGUCCUUCAGGAAAGACAUCUGGAUCAAGCACAUCCAGUUGUACCCUGAAGCUGGCCACAAACCCACCCUUACUCCCAUGCACGAAUGCCUGCUCAAGAAGGCUGGGGAGCAAGGCCAUGCCUUCACUUUUGACAUUGAGACUAACCUUCCCUGCUCAGUCACACUCCAGCCAGGACCAGACGAUACUGGGAAGGCUUGUGGCGUGGACUUUGAAGUCAAGACCUACAUCGCUGAUGUGGAAGACCCCGAAGAGAAGCUUGAUAAGAAAGACACUGCCCGUCUGAUAAUCCGUAAAAUCCAGUUUGCUCCAGAUGCUACUGGAGGCCCUGGGCCCAAGGCAGACAUCUGUAAGAGUUUCAUGAUGUCUGACAAGCCAGUCCACCUGGAGGCCAGUCUGGAUAAGGAGAUCUACUACCAUGGAGAUCCGAUCAAGGUCCACGUCAAAGUCAAUAAUGAAACUUCAAAAACUGUGACCAAAAUUAAGGUCACAGUUGACCAGACAACGGAUGUGGUGCUCUACUCAGCAGACAAAUACACCAAAACUGUACUUAGUCAAGAGUUUGGAGAGACAAUUAAUGCCAAUAGCACAUUUGAAGGGUCCCUCGCCAUCACCCCUCUACUUGUAGAAAACAAGGAGAAGCGUGGUCUGGCCCUGGACGGCAGACUGAAAGACGAGGACACAAACCUGGCAUCCAACACUAUUAUCAGACCCGGUAUGGAUAAAGAAGUGCUGGGAAUCUUGGUCUCCUACAAAAUCAAGGUCAACUUGAUGGUGUCUUCUGGAGGCUUGUUGGGUGGUCUCACAGCCAGUGAUGUACAGGUGGAGCUCCCUCUGAUCCUGAUGAACCCCAAACCCCAAGACGUAGGCCUCCCGGAGUAGAAACUCUUAAAGUGAAGAAAAGACAUUACCUUCGAGGUUGAGUAGAUUCCAACCCAGAUGCCCAGCAGAAGACUAGGAAAAAGGAACUGCACAGUAAAGCGGAUGAAAGCUGCCCAGAUUGAAAGCCAUACCAUACCAACAUACCAAACAAAGAAGAAACUGUAACAUAAUAAAAAUGGUGUCAACAACCACAUAUAUUCUCAUAUCCAUGAUGUCAGUCUGUCUGGCUAUUAAAGAGACACAUGUUUCUGUUAGUUUUCAGUAGAUUUGUCAAUUUGAGCCUUUAUUUUCUGCACAGCACAUACAUUAUACUAAACAGCUUUACCAUUUACCUGCACAACACAUAAAACCAUGGAAUUAAUUAUCACAUCCAGUAUAAAACAACAUAAUUGGUUUGUGGAUAAAAUCCACUACAUAAAUGAUUCCAACCCAAUGGGAGUCUGGAAGUACUAAGUUCAUCAUUGUCAAUUCACUAUGUCUUUCUGUGAUAUAUAUGCAUGUUUUCCGCUGAUAAGUCAAUGAACCAAAUAAAAACACCAUAUGUAAU